AUGGAAUUUACAACAAUGUUUAGCCAGAAUGGCCAACAAUUAACAGUGUUAAACAUUUUUAAAUUCAAAUUUAAAUAUGAAUCAAAAUUGAGUGGUUAUAAAACGUGGGAAUGCGCUAAUAAAACACGCGAGGCCAAAUUGGUCUUCAACAAGGGUAAAACUUUACUAUAAGAAAAAUCAGUUUAAGAUCAUUAUAGUCAUGAAACAGAUUCUACAAUUGAACGUCAAGCAGUAAGUAUAAUAAUAUCAAACGACAAAUAUCUGAAAGCAAUGCCACCUAAAAUAAUAAGAAAACAACUUCGUAAUUUAGGAAACGAUACACAAUUACUGACUAAUGAUAUUUCAUAUAUUCGUAGACAUUUAUAUAAUAAAAAAACCAAAUAUCCCCCACCACUUCCCAAGGAUAUUAAUGAAGUACAUCAAGUUCUAAUAAAUUUAAAUAUUACGACUAACAAAAAUGAAAACAUU
Molecule: messenger RNA, 468 nt
Organism: Metopolophium dirhodum (rose-grain aphid)
Lineage: Eukaryota; Metazoa; Arthropoda; Insecta; Hemiptera; Aphididae
Exons: 1
Source: RefSeq, a predicted model, not a curated record